Messenger RNA from Ananas comosus (pineapple), 2122 nucleotides. RefSeq lists its product as uncharacterized. Bases 204 to 1442 code for a protein of 412 amino acids. The transcript has 6 exons. NCBI's taxonomy places the organism in Eukaryota, Viridiplantae, Streptophyta, Magnoliopsida, Poales, Bromeliaceae. The record is from RefSeq and is a predicted model, not a curated record.
AUCCGGCCUCCUCGCCCAAAAAACGCGGGCAAGUCGUAGUUCAAAGAAGAGGAAGAAUUCGUUAAGAUCAGAAAAAUAAAUAAAAUAAAAUAAACCGUCCCUAACGAUUUUAUUGUCAUAAACGGAAAUUUCUUUCCCAUUCCAGAGAGAAAGAGGGCUCGGCCUCGCCGCCUCCGGGCUGCUCUGCCACCGCGACGCCGGCCAUGGCGUACCGGAGGAAGCACGUCAUGACUCGGUCCGCCACCUUCGUCGAGGACUGCCGAUCCUUCCCCGAUCCCGACGGCGACUCAUUGUCGUCACCCUCGCUCGCAGCCCAGGCCAUUCGUGCCUCCGCGGCGCACCGCCACUCCGCUUCGUUCUCCUCUGCCUACGGCAACUCCACCUCCGUCGCCGCCGCCUCCGGCCGCCGUAGGCUAUCCCAGGAGUCUAACACCGUUGAGUACACAUCAAUGAAAAGCUUAACCGAGCCAAAGCAUGGAUUCUGGGGUGUUUUGGCAAGGAAAGCUAAAGCAAUCCUCGAAGACGAUAAUGACAAUGGUGUUCCGAAUAAAUCUGGAGAUUAUGGCACAGAUCAGCCUCAAACACGUACCUCACCGACAAGUUUUCAGAAUCUGCAAUCCAACUCAUCCUCUGAAAGUUACCGAAAGCCGGAAAGCCCUGCAUUCCAGAGAGGCUCAGAAGCAAUAAAAGAUAUCGGGGGGCGAAUCCGAAAUGCCUUCGAAGAGGGUUUGACAAUGGUGGAGAACAGGACUGCUGAUAUUAUUCAGGAAACAAGAAAGCUACAGAUCGGAAGAAAGAACAGCAGUUCCAACUUACAGAAUCUGGAUGUCGAUUCGCCGAAUCUCUCUUCGAAUCAAAGCGAACAAGAGACUCAACUAAAAGCUUCUCGCGACGCUGCUUAUGCGAUGGCUGCGAAAGCCAAACUUCAUUUGCGGCAACUGAAAACGGUGAAAGCCGACCUUGCUUUCGCAAAAGAGCGCUGUGCUCAGCUCGAAGAGGAGAACAAGAUGUUGCGGGAGAAUCGCCAAAAGGGUAACAACAGUGAAGAUGAUGAUCUGAUAAGACUCCAGUUGGAAACACUGUUAGCCGAGAAGGCGAGGCUGGCGCACGAGAACUCUUUAUAUGCACGGGAGAACCGAUUCCUCCGCGAGAUCGUGGAGUUCCAUCAACUUACCAUGCAGGAUGUCGUCCAUUUUGACGAGGAGGACAUCGAAGAGGUCGACGACGUUGACCCGAUCGAAAUGCUACCCAAUCUCUCACCAAUUCAUACAGCUCAUGAUGUGCACUCUUCCGCCAUACCGAGCCCUCCGUCUCCAACCUCUAAUCCUAAUGGACAAUCAUCUCCAAAUCCCAGUGUUCGGUCUGGGAGUCCGAUUAGCCCUCACUCUCCGAAACAACAUGGCUUAGAGACUCCACCAGAAGAAACAAAGGUGAUUCAAUGAGGAAUCUUUUAUACAAUUCAAAGGCUUGCUUGAAUUUGCUAUGACUCUUUAUUAACACCCUUCUCAAACUGGCAUGAUUGAUUUGUUUGUGCAUGGGAAGUUGUAUUCAUUGUAAAACUGUUUGUAAUUCGUUGUCUGAUUCUUCAACAAUAACUAUUAUAAUAAAUACUGAUUUAUUUUGCUGGCCUUGUAUUCAUCAAGUUCAUAAUCUGAUUUAGUUUCUGGUGAACAAAUAACUACUUAGGUUCAGUUUUCAUUGAUUUCAUGUAGAUAUAUUAUCCAAGUGGAUUCAGCCAAAUGUGCACUAAGUCCAAACCGAUAUUAUCAAAUUUGUUGGAUGUUUAAUGAUAUAAUAGGUCAUACCCAACAAUUGAACACAUAAAGUUUACAACAGAACAAAAUUUGAACAGAAUAUUAGCUUUAGCGAGCAGGUUGUUUGAGUAAAGCCAUUUUAAAAACUAGCAACUUUUUCAUUACAUACCGGGCAACUGCAACAAGAUUAAAAUAGUGUUUAACAAGCAAAUAACUUGAUCCUUUAAAAGUAGUUCAUAAGGGACCAACUGUUUAACAAUGAGUAAGCAAAAGCUUGGUUAAAUAUAUCCAUCCAAUCUGCCAUCAGUAUUAUUCUUGGAGUUGUCGAACACGUAAAAGCAGGAAGAAAAAAAAAAAACACAAAGUAA